Carassius gibelio (silver crucian carp) is the source of this 758-nucleotide messenger RNA. RefSeq lists its product as uncharacterized. NCBI's taxonomy places the organism in Eukaryota, Metazoa, Chordata, Actinopteri, Cypriniformes, Cyprinidae. The transcript is spliced from 4 exons. The coding region runs from base 12 to 683 and encodes 223 amino acids. The record is from RefSeq and is a predicted model, not a curated record. Gene Ontology annotation, biological process: response to bacterium.
AAGAAGUGGAGAUGAAAGUCAGACCAGGAGACAACAUCACUCUCUACUGUGAUCGCUCUCUAACUCUUGGUUCUAUCGUUGUGUGGAUAAGAAACUGCUCUCAUGAAAAUCAACCGUCUCUCAUAAUAGAUUUUAGGAAACUGGACGUGGAGAUAUUUCAGCGAUUCAGAUUUAUUCACAAUCCCUACAGUAAAUCCUAUGAUCUACAUAUUACUAACAUCAGUGUGUCUGAUCUGGGACUGUACUACUGUGCAAAACUAGAGAUGAAGGUAAAUGAAGAUGAAAAAGGCUUCAUCUCGCAAUCUGAGGUGUAUUAUUAUGGAAACAAAACAACUCGUCUUUCUCUGGAAGUAACUUCCUGUUCUGGACCCCUGGACACCCCCUCCACACCACCUCCUGUAUCAGACUGUGUGCUCUGCUGGAUGCUGCUGUUCAGUGUGUGUCCCCUGUGUGUUCUCCUCUCCUCCAUCUGUGUGUACUGCCUCUGUUGUAGGAAAGCUACAGAUUCUGCAACUGAUCAAAAAAACAAGCUGAAAAGUCGAAAUAUUAUUGAGGAAAAUUAUGAUAGCGAAGUGUGUUAUGCAUCUGUGGACUUGAUGACCAGGAGACAAAACCGACAAAAGAAAACACAAAUGCAGAGUUCAGAUUUCACUACUUACGCUCCUGUCCGAACAGAAACUUAAUAGAUUAGAAAGCUGAAGGAGCCAUUUUCAUUGAAAUAUUAUGCUUAUGGCAUGUUUAUUGUUAAAAAUGUUUGU